Sinocyclocheilus anshuiensis is the source of this 12409-nucleotide messenger RNA. It is a transcript of the gene rp1l1b, whose product is annotated as rp1 like 1b. The record is from RefSeq and is a predicted model, not a curated record. Gene Ontology annotation, cellular component: axoneme. Gene Ontology annotation, biological process: photoreceptor cell development; intracellular signal transduction; retina development in camera-type eye. NCBI's taxonomy places the organism in Eukaryota, Metazoa, Chordata, Actinopteri, Cypriniformes, Cyprinidae.
CCAGUGGGACAAGUGCUUUUCAGCUGGCAGUUCAUAGCAGCUUCUGCUCCUUCUCAACUCUCAUUGUGUGGAAACUCAGAAGAUGCUUUUCUGAGCUCUUGGUUUUCUCAACAUUGAGAUCAUGGUUCUUAUCAUGAGUGGAAGGAGAGGAUGAAUGAGUGUGAUCUGCUAGGCCAGAGAGUAUAGCCCUGCUAUGUUCUCCUGUGGUCCCUUUAUCAUCUGAUUAAACCUAUAGUCAACUGACAUCUACCACAGGCCGUUGGAUGAAGUUAAAAUGGCCUCUCACAAGCAAAGCUUUCAAUGCUUUGACACCAUCACGGACGACCCAUCUCUCAAGACCCCUUUCCCCCAUGGACACUGCUCCUCAGCGUCCUUCAGAGGCUCAUCUGGCUCGACUAGACUGGAGUCGCUGGAGGAUCAUGGAUGCUAUCUCUGUGCCGAUCACCAGCAAGCCAAGGCGAUGGCUUCAGAGGCCACAGGAGCUUACUCGAACCCAUGGUAUCAUUUCCAGACACAUCCACACUCUCAGCAGUAUACAGUCAGGAGGCCCACUCAACCUGAGGAAGCUCCUGGGCAGGUUGAAGAUCACCACCACCACCAUCACCAUCAUCACAGGCACUCCAGGAAGAUUGUACUUGUGAAAAACAGUGACCCCUCUGUCCGGAAGACCAUCGUGCUGCACCGCAGGAGCCUGCGCAGUCUGGCGCUCUUCAUGGACGAGGUCUCUGAACUCAUGCAGUGUCUCAUCAGGAAGCUCUACACACUGGAAGGCCACAAGAUUGACAGUGUGCAAAGUCUGCUGCAGUGCCCGAGCAUUUUGGUUUGUGUGGGACGUGAGCCUUGCCACCCACUCCUGUUGGACAGCUUCAGGAAGAACUCUUACGACAAACUUCCAAGACUGAACACAAAGCAACGCUCUAGUGUCUGCAGUGAUGAAAAGGGGGCCAAGAAAAAUGUCAACUUUGGACUUGAAACUAAAAGAAGCGUCAUCCAUCCAAGGUGUGAUUCAAGCAACAGAUCAGCAAGACUAUCCAUCUCAUCUGAAAAGUUGUUUCCCAAUGGACUUAACUCAUUACCACCAGGGCACAGAGGUGCUUGUCCUCAUCCAGGAGAAAAUACGAUGGAUGAUGACAUUGAAAAGCGAGUUCUGGUCAACAAAGACGGAAGCCUGUCAAUGGAGAUGAAAGUGCGCUUUCGACUAUUACACAACGAGACAUUGCACUGGUCCACAGAAGUGAAGAAGGCAAAGAGCACUUUUAAUGAAUACCCUAUUGUACCUGAUGAUGCUUGUUCCCUCUCGCAUGGCAGUGCAGAGAGCUGCUCAGAAGCGGAUUCUCUCUCUGCUGGCGAUGGCGAUCUAGCAGAUGAGACAUACAGCACCAAACGUUACCAGAGACACUUUGAGGAGCCACAUUGCCAGCACUGUUGUGCUCACUGUCAGGAAUAUGAUAUCUGGAAGAAUCUUGUACCUCCUGAUCAAGGAUCAGUAAGACGCAUCAGAUCUUCAAGCUCAAGUGCGUCCUCGCGGAGAAUAGUGUGCAAAAAGGCAUCUACUGACAGCAUACGCACAAUGUCCAGUGAGGAGUACACAGAGCAUGUAGUGGAAAAGGCAACUUGCAUUCAACGGACCUUUGGGCAGCAGGGUGACUCCACAGUUGAACAAUGUACCAUCAACCAUUGCCACAGUCGAAGUGAAGUACACUCAAUGUCCCCUAAAACAAAGAGCACAAGUGCUGUAGAAGACAAGCCUGAGAACACUCAUGUAUCUGAAAAUGACGAGAACAGACCUGAUGUCAUAUCCUCUAACCUACCUAAAGAUCAGUUAAGUGUUCAGAUUACUCAGCCAGUGGAGGAAGAGGAGAGGCCUGUAUCUGUUGUGAGUUCUUCUUCUCAAAUUUUAGCAUCACUGAAGGAGGAUCAAGAUGAUGAAGAUGUUGACCUUUCUCUGAGCACCUCGAGAAUAUCCCAUGGCCAACAGGAAGAUAAGGAGAGCAAAGAUGCAGAACCAACCCCAUGUUCUACUACACCCUGUAAAUCUCCUGCAUCUCCUGCACAUUUGUCACCAAGACCACCAAGCAAAGCUUCAUCUUUAGGACGGUCUAAAAGAUCCAGAAAGUUGGUCAGUCCAGAAGUAGAUGAUGAAGAGGGCAGGUCUGAAGCAUCUGCUUCACCCAAAGCAUCAUCUGGAUUUAAAAAUUUGGUCACCAUGGACUUAGCAUCUCCAGGGGAUUCUGAAUCAAUUGAUCAACUAGAAGACAUUCAACACAAAACUGAUGUGCAAGAUGAAGAAAAAGAAGAAAGGGCACUAAGCGUGCUGUCAGCCAAAUCAAAAACUUCUGUGAAGUCACUGUCUGAGUUAUCAGCCUCUUGUGAGAAUGAAAAUGCCGCUGAGUAUACUGGAGCAAACAGUGAAAUAAUAGAGGAGCGAUCCUCGAGUGCUAUCUCCAUAAAAUCCAAUAUCUCUGGAAAAUCAAAUAGAACAAAUGUUUCAGAGGUACUUGAAAAGGAUGGAAGAGCACCCAGUGCCAUGUCAGUAAAAUCUCAGAGAUCUGACAAAUCAAGAAAAACCGACAUCUCAGACAAUGUGUCUGAGGGACAAAUCUCUGAAGUAAGAACAUCAAGUGCUAUGUCUGUUAAAUCAAAUAUGUCCGUAAGGUCAAACGUAUCAGAUGUUGGCUUUGUUGAGGCUUUACAAGACAAUGUUGAGGAGAGGGCCGUAAGUGCUGUGUCAUCUAAAUCGAAUAUUUCCGCUACAUCUAGUCAGUCUAAAGAGCCACAGUCUGAUGGGCCAUUAGAUGAAAGAAUAGAAGAAAAAGCUUCAAGUGUUAAAUCUGGAACAUCAAACAAGUCUGGAAUCAAAGCGGUGACAAAUGAUGAUCAAACAGUGGAGAGGGCUCCCAGCUCCAUUUUGAUAAAAUCAAAUAUUUCUGCAAGAUCAAAAAUGUCAAUUGAGCUGAGCGAGCUUGAAGAUCAAGACAGAGCCCCCAGCAGCAUUUCUGUAAAAUCAAAUGUCUCACGUAAAUCAAAGUCUGACAUGUCAGAAGCAGCAUCUUUCCAAGGAGAUGAAUCUUUAAAUUCAGUGAAAUUAAACACACCUGAAGCUGAAGCAGCUCCUCAAGCAGAGCUACCAGGGGAGAGAUCGCCAAGCUCUGUGUCAUCAAAAUCAAAUAUCUCUACAAGAUCCAGAACAUCCAAAAAUGUUGAGGUAGACCAAGACGAAGCACAGGAAAAAGAAGAUGUUCAGGAAAGAGCAUCAAGUGCUAUUUCAGUAAAGUCUACUACAUCUGCAAGAUCAAGGAAAUCUGAAACAACACCAAAAUCAGGAGAAGAAAUGAAGGAACGAGCUCCUAGUGUUAUGUCAGUCAAAUCAAAUGCUUCUUUAAAAUCAAAUAAGUCUAAGAUGGAGGAGGAGGAAAUAGAAAACAGAGCCUCCAGUGUUUUGUCUGUUAAAUCUGAAGAGAAAUCGAAUCAGUCAGACAUAGAGCAAAUGGAGAAAAGACCAUCGAGUGCAAUAUCAGCUAAAUCAAAUGUUUCUGUAAGAUCUAAAGGAUCCAAAAUGUCAGAGGUGGCAGGAGAUGAUGAUCGAUUAUCUGCAGCAGCAUUACAUACCUCUGAAACAUCAAAUGAAUGCAGCACAGCACCUGAAGAAGCCUGCAAAGGCACAGAGAAGUCACCAGACAAAGAGAAAAGAGCACGAAGUGCAUUGUCAACAAAAUCCAGUAACUCUGCUAAAUCCAAGAAAUCCAAAAUAUCUGAUAUGGCUGAUGAUAUUGUAGCUGGAGAUAGAGAUGAUUUGAGAUCUGCAAGUGCAAUGUCCUCUAAAUCGAAUGUAUCUGUGAAAUCAGCGGUCUCAGAAUUGGUCACAGAAGAGCCUUUAGAAGCACAGGACCAAACAGAAGAACGGGCUCAGAGUGCAUUAUCAGCACAAUCCAAUCAGUCAGGAGUGACUGUAAGUGAGGGAGUUGAAGUUGGAGAGGAACGGGCACUGAGUGCCAUGUCAUCUAAAUCCAAUGCUUCUGAAAGACCAAAAAAAUCCAAUAGUUUAAAAGUGCCAACUGCUUUGCCUCAAGCAGCAGAACACCAAACAGUGGAACGAGCUCAGAGUGCAUUGUCAGCUAGAUCAAGAGUUUCAACAAGAUCCAAUAAGUCCAAAAUUUCAGAUGUUUUAGCUGAUGAGCUUGUUGAUGUGAAAGACCAAGAAGAAGAGAGAGCUUCAAGUGCUUUGUCUGCAAAAUCCAGCAUUUCCGCAAAGUCGAAGUCAAAUGCUUCUGCAACAGACGUCAAAGCUGAUGACAAAGAAAAAGGAGACAGAGUACCAAGUGCUAUGUCAGGAAGAUCUGAUAUUUCUACCAAAACCAGUAUCUCUGCAAAAUCCAAAGCAUCAAAAGUUUCAGAAGUACCAUCAGAAGAGCCUGAUGAUGAAGAAAGUGAAGUAAAAGCACCAAGCAUUACUAAAUCCAGCAUUCCAGUAAGAUCCAAUAAGUCAAAGCAUUCAGAAAUGGGUGCUGAAGAAGAGGUUCAGAACAUAGAGAGACCUCCAAGUGCAAUUUCAGUAAUAUCUGAUGCCACACAUGAUGAAAAUGAAAUGACAAAUGAUGGUGAAAUCCAAGAAAGGGCUCCAAGUGCUGCAUCUGCAAAAUCACGUUCCUCUGUAAGAUCCGGAACAUCAAAAGUUUCUGAAAUAAUCAGAGAUGAGCCAGAUAAAGAAAAAGUAGAGAGGGCACCAAGUUCUAGGUCAUUGAAAUCUGAUGCCUCUGGAAGAUCUGGUCCAAAUUACCCUGUCAAUGAAGAAAAGGAAGCAAGAACAGAAAGCACUUUGUCCUCAAUUUCUGUAAGAUCAAAGAAGUCAGAAGAUUCUGAGAUAAUCAGCAAUGUAGAACGGAGAGCAUCGAGUACAGCAUCAGUUACAUCUGAAACAUCUGCAAGAUCUAAAAGGUCAAAUAUUUCUGUAGUUGCUCCUAAAGAAAUUGGAAACACAGAUACUGUAGAUGUCCGAGCAUCAAGUGCAAUGUCUGCAAAAUCUUGUGCAUCUGAGAAAUCAAAAUGUUCAGAAAGAACAACUGAGGAGGAUGAAGAAGCAAGUAAAGUGGUAGACAGAACAACCAGCUCUUUGUCUGUGAAGUCAAAUCCAUCCAUAACAUCGGAUGCCACUGUUAAAUCAAGAGUUGUGCCUACUAAAUCAAAUGCUUCUGCAAAAUCCCUCCUCUCAGAAGCUGAAGAACCUGACAGAAGAUCAACAAGUGUGGCCUCUAAUGCAUCUGCAGAAACUAAAAUGUCUAAAGCAGGUGUGAACACAAAAGCAAACCGUUCACCAAGCAAAUUGUCAGUUAAAUCAAAUGUAUCUACAAGAUCCAAGAAGUCUAAAGUUUCUGAGGGUGAGGACCAAACACACACAAACACUGAAGAUACAGGAUUAUACCGAGAUGAGAGUCCGUUGUCCGAUCACUCAAAAGUAUCUCAAACAGAGAACUCAAAUGAAUGUAUUUGUGGUGCAAUAAACAAACCAUCAAGUCCAGUGGCAUCUUCUGAAAAAAACUUCGACCAUGAAGAGAUACCUGCAAGUCCUCUGUCUAAAAAGUCAGCAAAGUCCAAAGUCAGUUCAGUUGGUUCUGCCUCUGAAAGAGUUUUAACACCAACAAGCACCUCAGUUUCUAUUGAGAUUGUUGAAGACCAUGAGGCUGAUGAUGUCGAGGAAAUAGAUGGAGGUGCUGUUUCGAUUAACUCAAGAAUGUCUGCUUCUUCAAAGACUGAACUAUGUGGUAAAUCUGACCAGUGUUUAUCAGAAUCUCCAGUAGAAAUCACAAAUGAAGCAACACUGACACCAGAGGAAAGACCUAAAAGUUCUGCAUCAGCUAAGUCAAAUGUCUCAGGUAAAUCGAAGUCCAAAAGCUCUCAUUGCGGCUCUACAUGUCCUACAGACACAAUUCAGGACAGAGAUGAUGUAGCAAGUAAUAAAUCCUCCAAAAUAAAGUAUUUAAUGACAUUAUCUGUAAGCCAACCAUCAGCCAACAGUUCAGUGAGGCGGAGCUCUCAAACCCAGGGGAAUUGUCCAUCUAGCAAAGCUUCUGAUAUGUCUGUACACACUGAAAUCACAGGUCAAGAGAAAGCUGAAAGUCCAGAUGUUACCCAUAAAUCUCAAAGUGUCUGUUCAAAAUGCAGUUCUACACAACAGAAAGGAAAAAUUUCACGUGCUUCAAGUGCCUCAGCAAUCUCAGACUCUGAGAAAUCCAAAACGAAAGAAGGAAAUACUGCAGAAAUGACUGACAGACCAAAGAGUAAUAUAUCCAGUUCAUCUCGUUUGAAAGUAAAUGGUCAAAAGAAUGAUGUCGAAGCUACAGUUGUUAAUGAAAAAAGCAAUAAAUUAAACACCAAGUCAACACAGAAAGUUGAAGACAAUGCACCGAAGUGUCAUUCAGCGACUUCUGUUACCUCAGGAAACCAGCUAAGUCCUAAAAAACCUAAAAAAUCCAAAAAACCUGUUAUUCUACUUGGAAGCUCUAAUGAUAGCAUGUUAUCGCAGACUGUCCCUGCUCCAGAACCAAAAGAAGAAUAUAUUGACCAUUUGAAUGCAGCAGCAAAAAAACCUCAGUCUUGUAGAUCUGAUACAGUGAAAAUUAGUGUCAGUGAAAUUAAAAGUGAAAAAAGUAGCAAAUGUAGAAAAAGAAUUGGAAGUGGCUCUUCUUGCCACAAGAUGGAUGAUGACAUGUCUGAGCUGAGUCCUUCUUGCUUGCCAAAUGCUUCUCCAACUGAGGUGGUGAAUGAAUGGCUGAGGAAAAUCCCAUCAGACACCACCUUGUGUGAUUUCGGCGACGAAUUCCAUGACAGUUAUGAUUCGAUAGAGCCACUUUGCACAUCACAUGUGCCAUCAGGAGAUGAUAAUCAGCAUGGAAGUUUGCGGCCAAGUAAUGUUACCAAGAUUGAAACACAAAAUGAAAUGGAAGAUGCUCAUGUGGUGAAUACAGAAGGGGCUACUGACAAAAAAUCUCCUGAAGUUGCUGAGGGUGAUCACUCUCAGAGAGGGGAUGAACCAAAGAUGUUUGAUUCUUCGGUUCUGGUGAUGAAAGUCUUGUUGAGCCCCAAACUCGACCGAUGCAAUAGCCUACCAGAGGUAUCUUCUGUAUAUGGACUUAAGCUCAGUGCAUCAGCGCAAGGUCUUCUGGAUUGUUUGGCAAAUCUUCAGUUGUUAGACUUUGGUCCUAGUGAUGAAGACGGUAAAAAGGAAAAAUACCAGGAGCUCAUGAGCAUGCUCAAGUCUCUUUGGCUUUGUGACCCAAAAGACAGUGAGAAGACAUCUGGGGAAAGAAACAAGCAUCUGGAUGAGGAAUUCAAAGCCAGGUCAUCCUCAGGGGUAGAUGUUAACAGUGGCUCAACAGGUUCAGGGAAAAGUAGUGUCAAUGAUGGCACCCAAGCACAAAUCAACACAGAAUGUGAAGUCCUGGAAACCCUGACAAAGGUACAGGAAGUUGAUGAAACAGUAGAAGGGGAAGCUUCAGAAACGCCAGGAUCAAAAGAUGAUUCAGCCACUCCAGAUAUAGCAAAUCAAGCUCAGUUAACCCCAGAGACAAAGGACACAGAUGAAGGAAAGCUAAAAGAUGAUGUCCCAGGCUCUGAAGAGACAAUCAGGAGUGAUGAUAGUCCAAGGGAAUUCAUUGAAACACCUCUUUCCUCAAACAAGAGUUCUGGGAAUAAUCCCAAAAAAGAGGAAACUGAAUCAGACCGCCAAGAGGACACAGGUUCAGGCAGUGCUCCAAAACAACAAAGAGGUCAUUUAUCGAAAAGGCUGUCUCAAGACCCAGAUCCUGUAUGGGUUCUGAAUUUAUUGAACAAAUUAGAAAAGCAAUUUAUGACACAUUAUGUUAACGCAAUGGUUGAGUUCAAAGUCCGUUGGAAUCUGGAUGACAACGAGCAACUUGAUACCAUGAUAUGCGAAUUGCAAGAUGAAGUCCGCAGACGGAUACAAUCGAGUGUAGACAGGGAGCUAAGGAAAAUCCAAGGCAGAGCUGGAAGACCAAGACCACCAAAAGACACAAUGUCACGUGAAUCUACCAUUCAAACAGAGCAAAGGCGAAGACGUCUGAAAGUGAUGCGCAACCAAUCAGUUGAUCCACAACCUGCUAAAAGUGACGAUGAUUAUACAAUGACAGGGACCGAUUUCAGCGAUCAACGUAGCGAUGAUGAAUAUUGUCCUUGUGACACAUGCUUGAAAAAGAAAAUGGCAUCCAAGCAUGUGUUACCUGUGGAAAUGCUUAAUUCUGCCGCUGUGAUGAUGGACUUUGAUUUAAGAAGAAUUCUCCAGAUGAAGAAAUCGGCUCCAAACAAUGAAAAGAUUGAGGAGACUGCCAAUGUACAAGCAAGUGAGAUGGAAGGAGAAAAUGCAGGGCUUGAGGCUGUCAAAGAGGAGGAUGAGAAAGAGGGGGCAGAUAAAGAAAUUCUUGCUUCCAGUGCUCAAGAAAUUGAAGAUGAAAAACAAGAAUGUGAGGAGAAUGAAGAAGAAGACAGUGCCUCUUGCUCUUAUGUAGAAGAUAGUUCAGAGAAACAAUCAAAUACACCCAGACAUUUAAAGAGAGAUGUGGAUGAAAUUGCUGAGAUGUCUGUUAACACAAUGACUGUGCAACAAGAUGAAGAGCAAGAAGAGACUGAAACUGAUUCUGAUUUAAUGGCUGUCAAAGAAAGUGCAAGCAGUUGUAAAAUUAAUGAAUUAGAUGAAGACGUGGCAAAUGAUGACAUUAGUGAAUUUGAUGACAUAAUGCAAACUGAAGCAGCAAAGGAGGAAGCAUCUGAAGAACACACUGAGGACGAAUCAGAACAGCAGGACAAGACAGCUGAUGAUGAAACUGCUGAAGAAGGGCAAAACGCAGGAACAGAAUCUGUUGAAGAGGGUGAGGCCACUGCUGAAGCAGUAGCUGCUGGAGAGAAUGGCAUAGUUGGUUGUGACACUGCAGAAGAAGGUGAGACAGCUGAGGGUGAGACAGCAGAAGAUGGACAAAUGGCUGAAUACAAAACUUCAAGAGAUGGUGAGGCAGCAGAAGAUGAAACUGCAGAAGAUGGACAAACUGCAGAAGCAGAAAGCACUUUAGAAAAUGGACAAACUUCUGAAGAUGUAACUGGAGACGAAUGUGAGACCAUUAAUGACGAGAUUGGAGAAGGGCAUGAGACAUCUGAAAAUGAAACUACAGAAGAUGGACAAACUGCUGAAGAUGAAACUGGAGAAGAAGGUGAGACAGUUAAUAAAGACACUGCAGAAGAGCAUGAGACAGCUGAAAGUGAAACUGCAGAAGAUGGACAAACUGCUGAAGAUGAAACUGGAGAAGAAGGUGAGACAGUUAAUAAAGACACUGCAGAAGAGCAUGAGACAGCUGAAAGUGAAACUGCAGAAGAUGGACAAACUGCUGAAGAUGAAACUGGAGAAGAAGGUGAGACAGUUAAUGAAGACGCUGCAGAAAUGCAUGAGAGAGUUGAAAAUGAAACUGUAGAAGAAUGCCAAACCGAAGAUGAAACUGGAGAAGAAGUUGAGACAAUAAACAAUGACACUACAGAAGAGCAUGAGACAGCUGAAAAUGGAGAAACUGAUGAAGAUAAAACUGCAGAAGAAGGUGAGACAACUGAAGAUAAAACUUCAGAAGAUGGACAAAAUGCUGAAGCAGAAACUGUUGGAGAGGAUGAAAUAACUGAAGAUGAAACUGCAGGGGAGGGUGAGGCAUCAACUAAAAAUGAAUCUAUAGACGAAGGAGAGACUGCUGAAGCUGAAACUGAGAGCAAUAUAGGUGAUGAUGAAACUGCAGAAAAGAAUGAGACAGCUGAUAACAACACUGUAGAAGAGCAUGAGACAGCUGAGAAUAAAUCUGUAGAAGACGGGCAAGCUGAAACUGCAAGAGAGAGCGAUUCAGGUGAGGAGGACACCGCAAAAGAGAGUGAGACAGCUGAGAAUGAAAUGGCAGAAAAUGGCCAAACUGCUGAAGCAAGAGAGGGUGAGACAGAUGGUGAUGAACCAGCAGAAGAUGAGCAGAAUACAGAAGCUGAUGCAGGCGAGGGAGAUACAGCUGAUAAUGAAGCUGUAGAUGACGAGCAAACUGCUGAAGAGAGUGAGACAGCUGAAGAUGAAACAGAAGCAGAGAGAGAUACUGCGGAGGGGACAUCGGUUGAAGAAAGAGGAACUGAUGUACAAAGAGCCAAUGAAGAUGAAGACAACACAGAUGAUGCAGGAACUGCAGGAGGUGUGUCAGCUGAGGAAAAAGAGACUUCUGAAGUAGAAACAGCAGAUGAGAGGACCACUGAAACUGAAACUGAGAUGUCUGAAGAGAAAGCUUCUGUUGAAGAUAGCAACAUGGCUGAAGACAAGAAUGCUGUGGUAGAGUUGGCAGAGCAAACUCCUGAUCAUGAGACGACUGGAGAAGAGACAGACAAGAGUCAGUCAAACGAUGAGGAAGACAAGGAAACUGAAAAAGCAGAGGAGGAUGUUCUUUCUCACAUUGAGGACACUAAGAGUCAUGAUGUCUUGACUAAUCGUGCGCUAAUUGAAGAUGAAACACCCCCUAAGAACAAUGGUGACAUUGUUCUAGAUAGUGUUGAUGAUAAAGGUGAAGAAAGUGAUAAAGAAGAUGAUAAUGUGGAGGUAAUGGCAAACAAAGCUGGUUAUGUGGCCAACACUGGUGAAUCAGCUGAAGCUGGUGAUGAAGCUGAGGAUGACACAGAGCCAGAUGUGGAGACAGAUGAAGGGGAGCAUAAUAGGAACGCUCUACCUUUACAGCCUCUGUUACAGCCAAAACCAAAAGAUGACAAACCAGAUGGAGCAACUUCAUUUAAUGUUUUGGUAAAGCACAAUUCAGAGUUCGAAGAUGGUGCCGAUGCUGAUGUAGAAGACUCAGAAACAGAAGAACACAACCAAGUCAUAGAUUUGAGUUCUGAGUCAGAGAGCAAGUCACAGAGGAAAACUGCACAUAAAACCUUCAAGAUGCUCAUUCACACUCUGAAUUUCCUCAAACUCUCAGCCGCUGGACUACCAAAGAGCAGGGAAGAGGAUAAUGAACAUGAGGUUGAAGAUGAAGAGACUCCAGAAGACGGCAGUGAUGAUGCAGAAGAGAGUUCCUGUGUGGAGAAAGAUGAGGUGGAAGAGAAUGGAAAGGAGAAGGGCAAACUCUCAGAUAUUACAGAGGACACAGCAAAAUCUGAGGAGGACCAGACAAAUGAGACUAGUGAUGAUUCAGAGGACCAUGAAUGGGAAUCAUCUGAAAAUUCCUUGCAAAAGCAGAUAACAAAGUCAUCCCUGGAAUCUCAGCCAGGUUCCUUUGAGGAAGUUCAAGAGGAACAGGCAAAAAAUCAGAAAGGUUUAAAUCAUCUGAAAGCCAACUGGUAGAAUCCUUCUUCAGCAUAAAAGAAAAGAACCAAAGAUGCUCUUUAGCAUGUAAAAAUGGUUCCAGAGGGGUUAUUUCUCUAUUAUCCUUAGACCUUAUAAUAAUUAUCAUAAGUUAGCCCUUUGGAUUCCUUAUUUUAUUUAUCAAAGAGUAACAUAUAAUGCACUUUACUUAUUAUUCACUUGUGAUUCCAUUAUAUAUGCAGAUUAUAUAUGCAAAAGCACAGCAUUACUACUCAGGUACUGUAAAAAGGGAACUGCUGAAACUUGAACAGCACAUAAAGCUUUUCUAACUUGAUGGAAGGAAAAUUGUUUAGAAUUUUAGUAUAUUUAUGUCAGAACAACAUAUUUAAUUGCAGUUAUUUACAGUAUAUAAUUCACCCAGUUGUAAGCCUUAGCCAUUGGAGGGACUGUUGACAAGGGUUAAUUAUGCAUCAUAGUUACUGUAUCAUACUGUAUAUGUAUGUACUGCUAUACAAAUGUUCCACAGUGUAAAUGAAAAAUCACACAUCAGAGUGACAUGUAAUGGAAAUCAGGGGCAUAAACUGUGGUUAUGAGUGCACAAGAAUGAAUGUAUAUUGAACAUAUUUGAAUCUGAAUGUUUGUUUCAUUGUAACAAUAUGAAUGAUCUAAUUUACUCGUAGGUUGCUUGUGAGAAAGCAUACCUUUAAAAAACAGAAACUUUUUUUUAUCCCUGCUAAAACAUGAGAUGUCCAUUCCAUCUGACUUAGUCAGAAUAUGUACACUAAUGCUUACUUUUAAAGUAAGUGCACUGAAUGCAGAUGUAUAUGAUUGACAUCACCAGAAAUCACCAAUAUACAGCAUAUUGUGUAUUAUAAGGAUUAAGGUACACACAUCAAGACAUGCCUUAGAUGUUUUGCCACAUAAAGGACUGUACAUCUAAUGGACUAUGUUGUCUGUUUUGUUCACACAAAACUCUAAUGUGAAGUGAUGCAGAUGCAAAUGCGGUUCCUUCAUUGCAGUUUCUUUUCUGCUGGCCAAACGCUUAAUGGUUAACUGAAAUACAAUAUAUUCCUUGUUACUUGAAUGUACUAAUUU